UGCCAUACAAAUACCAGAGGUAAAAUCUCAAAAGCUUGUUCAUUCCACAAAGUAAACGCCCGCAGUUCAGGUUAAAUCGCUCUCAAUAAAUAAAAGCAAAGCAAUGUCUGGUGAAAAUCCAUUUGCGCAAUUCGAGAAAUCCUUCAUUAAAGAUGGGACGGUGUACAAGUACUUUGAUCUGGCUUCCAUUGAUAGCAAAUAUGAUCAGCUGCCCUACUCGAUUCGUGUACUUUUGGAAUCUGCGGUUCGCAACUGCGACAACUUUCAUGUACUCGAGAAGGAUGUACAGAGCAUUUUGAGCUGGACGCCAGCUCUGAAGCAGGGCUCCAAUGAUGUGGAGGUGUCAUUCAAGCCAGCGCGUGUUAUUCUGCAGGACUUCACCGGCGUCCCUGCCGUUGUGGAUUUUGCGGCCAUGCGUGAUGCUGUCUUAGAUUUGGGUGGCGAUCCCGAGAAAAUAAAUCCCAUCUGCCCUGCCGACUUGGUCAUUGAUCACUCCGUGCAGGUUGACUUUGCCCGCGUCCCAGAUGCCUUGGCAAAGAACCAGAAUCUAGAGUUUGAACGAAACAAGGAACGUUUCACGUUUCUAAAGUGGGGUGCCCGUGCCUUCAAUAAUAUGCUGAUUGUGCCGCCUGGCUCGGGUAUUGUGCAUCAGGUAAACUUGGAGUACCUGGCCCGUGUGGUUUUUGAAAGUGAUUCUGGCGAUGGCAGCAAGAUUCUCUAUCCCGACAGCGUUGUCGGCACCGAUUCACAUACUACUAUGAUCAACGGCUUGGGUGUGCUGGGCUGGGGUGUGGGCGGUAUUGAGGCUGAGGCUGUGAUGUUGGGCCAAUCCAUUUCUAUGCUGUUGCCCGAAGUCAUUGGCUAUAAGCUGGUUGGUAAACUAAGUCCUCUAGCGACUUCCACGGAUUUGGUGCUCACCAUUACAAAGCAUUUGCGACAAUUGGGCGUGGUCGGAAAAUUUGUUGAGUUCUAUGGACCAGGUGUAGCAGAGCUAAGUAUUGCGGACCGUGCCACAAUCAGUAACAUGUGUCCCGAGUAUGGAGCUACCGUGGGCUAUUUCCCCAUCGACGAGAACACGCUCGGUUACAUGCGGCAAACAAAUCGAUCUGAGAAGAAAAUCGACACUAUUCGUGAGUAUCUGAAGGCCACGCAACAAUUGCGUAACUAUGCCGAGGAAGCUCAAGAUCCAAAGUUUACUCAGACCAUCACCCUGGAUCUUUCAACGGUAGUUACCUCUGUAUCAGGACCCAAACGUCCGCACGAUCGUGUUUCUGUUUCAAACAUGCCCGAAGACUUUAAGUCAUGCUUGUCCAGCCCUGUCGGCUUCAAGGGUUUUGCUAUUGCACCAGAAGCCCUUGCGGCCAGCGCCGAGUUCCAGUGGGACGAUGGAAAAACCUACAAACUCCAGCAUGGAUCCGUUGUCAUUGCUGCCAUAACGUCCUGUACGAACACCUCAAAUCCUUCUGUGAUGUUGGGUGCAGGUCUACUGGCCAAGAAAGCUGUCGAGAAAGGACUUAGCAUUUUGCCUUACAUCAAGACGUCACUGUCGCCUGGAUCAGGUGUAGUGACCUACUAUUUGAAAGAGUCUGGUGUUAUUCCUUAUUUGGAAAAGCUUGGCUUUGAUAUUGUGGGCUAUGGUUGCAUGACGUGCAUUGGAAACUCAGGUCCUCUGGAGGAGAACGUGGUAAACACCAUUGAGAAGAAUGGCUUAGUUUGUGCCGGCGUCUUAUCGGGCAACCGUAACUUUGAGGGUCGCAUUCAUCCCAACACGCGCGCCAAUUACUUGGCUAGCCCCUUGUUAGUGAUUGCGUAUGCCAUAGCCGGGCGCGUUGAUAUUGACUUCGAGAAGGAGCCGUUGGGCGUGGAUGGUAAUGGAAAGAACGUGUUCCUUCGCGAUAUUUGGCCAACGCGCACCGAAAUACAAGUAGUAGAGAACAAGCACGUUAUUCCAGCUAUGUUCCAGGAGGUUUAUAGUAAGAUCGAAGUGGGCUCAGAGGACUGGCAAACUCUAAAGGUGUCUGAUGGCAAGCUGUACCCGUGGAGUGCCGAAUCCACAUAUAUUAAGCGUCCGCCCUUCUUUGAGGGCAUGACGCGCACGCUGCCUAAGCUAAAGAGCAUUCAAAAGGCGCGCUGUUUGCUCUUCUUGGGUGACUCUGUGACCACUGAUCAUAUCUCGCCCGCUGGCUCCAUUGCCAGAAACUCGCCUGCGGCUCGCUUCCUGUCCGAACGCAAUUUAACUCCCCGUGAGUUUAAUUCGUAUGGCUCGCGUCGUGGUAAUGACGCCAUAAUGGCACGUGGCACAUUUGCCAACAUCCGUAUAGUGAAUAAACUGGUUCCAAAGACCGGUCCGCGCACACUGCAUAUACCCACCCAGGAGGAACUAGACAUUUUUGAUGCAGCAGAACGCUACCGUGAAGAAGGUACACCACUGGUGCUGGUCGUUGGCAAGGACUACGGCAGUGGCAGCUCUCGUGAUUGGGCCGCAAAAGGUCCAUUCUUAUUGGGUGUAAAGGCAGUGCUUGCGGAAUCUUACGAGCGCAUACAUCGUUCUAACCUGGUCGGCAUGGGCAUUAUUCCCCUGCAGUUCCUACCUGGCCAGAGUGCUGAGACUCUGAAGUUAAGCGGUCGGGAGGUCUACAACAUUGCUUUGCCCGAAAGCGGUAUAAAACCUGGGCAAAAGAUUCAAGUUGAAGCCGAUGGCACAGUGUUUGAGACUAUUUUGAGAUUUGAUACCGAGGUGGACAUCACUUACUACCAGAAUGGCGGCAUCCUCAACUACAUGAUUCGCAAGAUGCUUUCCUAAACCUUCCCUCUUUUAUUUUCUUAUUCCACUUGCAUUUUUAAUACUGUACAUUGUAGUCUCCUAAGUUUUCAAUAUGUGCUGGUGCUUACCCUGAUAAAUGGUCGAACCAAUAAAAAUUAAGCCAAAA
Molecule: messenger RNA, 2930 nt
Organism: Drosophila virilis
Lineage: Eukaryota; Metazoa; Arthropoda; Insecta; Diptera; Drosophilidae
Gene: Irp-1B
Product: Iron regulatory protein 1B
Biological process (GO): citrate metabolic process; tricarboxylic acid cycle
Cellular component (GO): mitochondrion; cytosol
Molecular function (GO): 4 iron, 4 sulfur cluster binding; aconitate hydratase activity
Source: RefSeq, a predicted model, not a curated record